Messenger RNA from Hymenoscyphus albidus, 996 nucleotides. The record is from the annotation of a GenBank genome assembly. NCBI's taxonomy places the organism in Eukaryota, Fungi, Ascomycota, Leotiomycetes, Helotiales, Helotiaceae.
AUGUCUCUCGCAGAUUCCUCUUUAGAGACUCCAGAACCCUCUUCCUCUUCCUCCUCACAACCAGACAUUAUGCCAUACGUUCACGAUUCCGCUGAUGCUUUUACUUAUACCCUCCCACCUCGGCCGAACCCUUCUGCUGAUGAGGGACUCACCAUAGACGCGCAGAACUAUGAUCCAAAUGUUUUACCUGCCUCGCCAAAUAGCCUCGAUGUAUUCACCAUUGGUCCCAUCACUGCCCUCAAACUUCUUUGCGCUGGUAUUGAAGCCUUAGUGAGGAUCACUGGAGACGUCCCUCCCACUCCUCCUCCCACACAUUCAACACCACCGAAUAUGCGAGGAAUGCAAGCCGAGAAAGAGAAUAUAAUUCGGAGCAAUUCAUACAAAAACUUAGCAGAGCUAAACAAACGUCCCAGGACACCAUCCGAUUCCGAAUGUUCAGACAUUGAUGGAGUUAUAUUACGGAAGAGAACAAUAAGGAGCCCAGCUCUCACUCCUACCGAACCACAUAUUAUCAUUGGGGAUAAUGCGGAGCCUCUGAAUGUUCAGCAUGGCGCCAUUACACGAAAGUUUUACUCGAAGCACCCUCCUCCCAUCUCUCUCGAAGAUUAUCUCAUGCGAAUACACAAGUUCUGCCCCAUGUCAACUGCAGUCUAUCUGGCAACUAGCUACUAUAUACAUAAGCUGGCCGUCGAUGAGCGAGCAAUCCCAGUCACUAGACGCAACAGCCACCGAUUACUCCUUGCAGGACUCCGUGUUGCUAUGAAAGCCCUCGAAGACUUGAGCUAUCCACAUGCACGAUUUGCGAAAGUCGGAGGGGUCAGUGAAGGAGAGUUGGCAAGAUUGGAGAUCAGUUUUUGCUUCUUGACCAAUUUUGAGUUCAAAACAAGCAAAGAGCGACUUUUGGACCACGCCAUUGGUCUCAAAGAGAUAGCUUCGUUACAGGGAUCGGUGAAUUUCGUCCCAAGGUUGCCGUUGAAGCGAAGACUCAACGACUGA